This is a messenger RNA of Populus nigra (black poplar), 533 nucleotides long. Its product is annotated as glycine-rich RNA-binding protein GRP1A-like. The record is from RefSeq and is a predicted model, not a curated record. The transcript has a single exon. The coding region runs from base 53 to 517 and encodes 154 amino acids. Lineage: Eukaryota; Viridiplantae; Streptophyta; Magnoliopsida; Malpighiales; Salicaceae. Gene Ontology annotation, molecular function: RNA binding.
UUCUAUUCCAAUUUACCCUUCAUCUUUAUAAAAUAUAUCCUAGGGUUUCUCAAUGGCCGCUGAGGUUGAGUACAGGUGCUUUGUUGGUGGCCUAGCAUGGGCCACUACUGACCAAUCCCUUCAAGAAGCGUUUAGCCAGUACGGUGAAAUCAUCGAUUCGAAGAUUAUAAAUGAUCGCGAGACUGGAAGAUCUCGCGGCUUUGGAUUUGUGACUUUCAACAACGAGAAGGCAAUGAGAGAUGCGAUUGAUGGAAUGAACGGCCAAGACCUUGAUGGGCGUAACAUCACCGUGAAUGAAGCACAAUCCCGCGGAAGCGGCGGUGGCGGCGGUGGAGGUUACGGAGGUCGCCGUGAAGGUGGCGGAGGCGGUUACAGCCGUGGUGGAGGUGGAUAUGGAGGUGGUGGAGGUGGAUACGGUGGCGGUGGUUAUGGUGGUGGACGUGACCGUGGGUACGGUGAUGGUGGAUCAAGGUAUUCUUCCAGGGGCGGAUCUGAUGGUGGUAGCUGGAGGGAUUAGGUUUGGGAGGCACUUG